Malus domestica (apple) is the source of this 1135-nucleotide messenger RNA. Its product is annotated as WEB family protein At3g51220. Lineage: Eukaryota; Viridiplantae; Streptophyta; Magnoliopsida; Rosales; Rosaceae. Gene Ontology annotation, biological process: chloroplast accumulation movement; chloroplast avoidance movement. The record is from RefSeq and is a predicted model, not a curated record. Gene Ontology annotation, cellular component: cytosol.
GCCCGACGUUUUGUCUUAACCUUGAAACAAUCUCUCUCUCUCUCUCUCUCUCUCUCUCUCUCUCUCUCUCUCUCUCUAAAUUUUGAAGUGCAAGCAAAGAAAUCCCAUGCCAAACCAAACCCUACCGAUCAUCAUGAAAUAUAUAUCUCCAUGACCUUAAUUCAUGCACACCAUUUCCUUCCAUCUAGCACACACAUAUCCAUGGAAUCGGAAACCCAGCACUCCCUACAGCUUCCUGAAGAAAACCCAGCAGGUGGAGCAGCUGCCCUAACCCUACCACAUGUUAACGAUUACAACGCCAAUGUCGACACUGCCCGACCUUCCGCUCCGUCAAAGAAGCCGUAGCGAUCUUUGACGAGCGCCUUCUUCUCGGAGACAUGUUUUCAUCCCCUAAACCCCUAUACACCAAUAAUAUUGUCCAAAGUAGCCCUACUACCACUCCAUCAUGGAAGUUUUCGCCGCCGAACUAUAAAGAAAGCGAAGAAGUAAGAGUUAGUAGUUAUGGUGAUCGCGAGGAGAAAGUAGCAGUUAUGGACACUCUUAAGAAGCUCGAGGCGGAGCUCGAGGAAACAAAGGUGGAGCUGAAGUUGCUGAAGGAGAGGGAGUCAGAAACGGAGGUGGCACUGGCGUCGUUGAACGCGGAGCUCCACAAGAACAUGUCCAAGUUGGCUCGAGCGGAGGCGGAUGCGGCAGCAAAGGCGAGUAACGUGCUGCAUGUGUCAACAACUACUACAUCAUCAUCACCAAAUAUUACUACUAUGGGAGAUAAUGUUGAAGAGCGGAAUAAGGGGGAGUGGAUGAUAAGGAUGGAGAACUCUACGUCUUUGGCUCAAGUAUUGACCAUUGGUACUACUGAGAAACAAGGAGGAGCCGGCUACCACCAUGUCGGAGCCGGCUACUACGACUAUGUCGGAAGGAACAGAGAGAAGAAAACAAUGAAGAAAAAGCCUAUUGUCCCUCUUGUGCAAGAUUUAUUGUCGUGGAAAAAAGGGUCUAAAUAUUCCAGUUCUCUUUGCAACCCUUUUUAUUCGUCUACGCAAUUGUACUAUUGAAUCUUGAUUUAAAUCAUGUUUAAUUACUUCGAUAUAUUUCUUUCAAUCCAAAAGGGGAAGAAACAUGAAUAUAAAUGAUAUCA